Molecule: messenger RNA, 1889 nt
Organism: Trichobilharzia szidati
Lineage: Eukaryota; Metazoa; Platyhelminthes; Trematoda; Strigeidida; Schistosomatidae
Source: the annotation of a GenBank genome assembly
AACUAAACAAAUUGAAAAGGAAAUACCAUGUAUUUAAGGAAUUUAAUGCGUUAAACCAAAUACAUGAAACUCUUAAACGGCUUGAAGAUAAACACAAAAUGAGGUCACAACUUGAAGAAAAUAAAGCGCUUGUGGGUAACUCCAAAACUCAGGAACUUUGUGGGAUAUUGCAGAGACGUCUAAAAAGCAGUAAAGACAAUACUGUAAGCAGCUUGGAACAUAAGGGCAUAAUAUACAAUGAUCCCCAGGUUAUAAGUGAACUCCUCAAUGAGUGGUUUUGCAAUGACGCCAGAGUGCACCCGACCCAAAAUUUCCAAAUGACCUGUAAAAGUAACCAAAAAUUAGGCGAAAUAGAUUUUAAUAUACAAAAUAUAGACUCAGCGAUUAAGACAUUGAAGUCUAAUGGUAGUACUGGAACAGACGACAUACCAUCUAUCUUAUACAAAAAUGGUAGCACGGAAAUGGUAGUCUUGUUACUUAGAAUAUUUACUCUCUCUCUCUCGUUGGAAACUGGAACUUAUCCUGAAGAGUGGAAAACCACAUACAUAUUACCUAAGCACAAAGCAGGGGCCAAAAACAGUGUAUGCAACUAUAGACCUAUCAAUAUAACACCGGUAAUAUCUCGAAUAAUGGAGAAAGUGGUUAAAGACCAAGUGUCAGACAACUUACUAGAAUAUGAACUUAUCAAUCCAUCACAACACGGAUUUCUCAAAAGGAGAUCAUGUGUGACCUGUCACAUAGACUUUUUCAACGAAGUUACACAAAGUAGGGACAACAGAGAACUAGUAAUUGUACUAUAUUUCGAUAUAACAAAAGCCUUCGACAGAGUUCCCCAUAAUCUGCUAGUCAGCAGGUUAUGCUCACUAGGGAUAUGUGACCCUCUCCUGAGCUGGAUAAAAUCAUUUCUCUGUGGCCGAAGUCAGACAACGAAAGUUGGCUCGAUAAUCUCAAGGCCUAAACCAGUAAGUAGUGGUGUGAUCCAGGGAAGUGUAUUAGGCCCACUCUUAUUCAUAAUAUACAUAAACAGUAUCUGUGAAUGCUUUAGUGUAGGUAAACCAAUACUAUAUGCAGAUGACUUAAAAGUGACGUACACAUGCAAGAACACAGAUCUUGGAAUAACUGUAAACGCCAUACAGCAAGAAUUAGAAAAAAUGGAUAGAUGGUGUGACACCUGGCAACUCCAACUUAAUGUCGAAAAAUGUGGCUGGCUCUGCAUAGGUUGCAGCAAUUUAGAACUUGACCUGACAAUUCAAGGCCAUGCACUUCAACGACUGGAAUAUGUACUGGACCUAGGGCUGAAAUAUUCACAUCACUUAUCAUUUUCUGAACAUAUCUCCAAACAAGUGUCAAAGUCACGCUGACUUAUCGGCUUUCUAAUCAGGAACUUCUACAGAAAUGAGUCUAGAAUUCUGCUGUACAAGGUUUGUGUGCGUCCUUUAUUUGAUUACUGUUCAUUCAUGUAUAGUAGUAUACGCAUAGAGGACAAAUUGAAAGUCGAGGGAGUGCAGAGGUACUUCACGUCAAAAUUACUCGGAACCGAAAAUGGUGCGAACUACUCCACUAGAUGUAAUACCCUAGGACUAGAAACACUAUGGCUAAGACGCCUGAGACUAAACUUAACACUUUACUAUAAGCUUCUAAACCACUUAGUUUUUACCUCUACUAAUGGCACUCGACUUUCAGAUGACAAUGGCUACAACUUAAGACACACUAAGGGUACAGUAGCUAUCGAACAAUGUAAAACAGCCACCAGGCAAAAGUUUUACUUGAUUAGGUAUGCACAGAUAUGGAAUAAACUACCAAUGGAAAUUCGUCGAGCAAGUACAUUGGCCUCCUUCAAAAAGGUGCUUAAUGACAAACUACAAGAGUUUGCAAACGAUAGUAGUUCU